AUGGUACUCAAUUUCGGAUCAGAUAUACCGACUGUACUUCGCUCAGAAUGCACCAAAGAAGUGUUUGUACAAUUAAUGACUAUCUCUUAUCAAAUGCAGGGUAUUCUCUCAAUGGUUGUGGCAUUUGAUCGUCUAUUAGCGGUAACUAUUCCAAUUAAAUAUAUCAAAUUCGGCAAUCACUACAAUAUCAUAAUCAUUGCAACACCAUGCGUAACAGUGCUCAUACCGACGGUGGUGAAUUUUCUUCUGACUAUAAAUGAUCAAUCAUGGGUUUCUGCUCUUUGUCUUACACGUGAAGCUGUCUAUCCUGGUUUUCAUGCCUACAUAUUGUUGAUGCGAAUGGCUUGUAUCAUAUCAUCUGGCUUAAUAUAUUUAUAUAUUGUUUUACGACUCAAACAGCAUCUUGCUAAACACGAAAAGGUAUGUCAUCGAGUGGAUACAACGCAACUGCGAAAUAUACGACAUUCUACAGUAACAGUUGGUUUGACCACAAUUAAUGCGCUGGUAUUUUUAUUCAUUCCCGAUAUAGUGGCCUAUUUUGAAAUUGCUGGUAUUCAUCAAAAUUAUGCUACGGUUUUAUAUUCGUUCUAUUGUGUUAAUGUCAAUUUGAAUUUUCUUAUUCUAAUAACUCGCCACAAAGAGAUUCGACAGAAUUUUGCCUAUUUCGUUCGCGUUAUCCUUCUACGACGGCAUCCUACUACUACAAGCGCUCAAAGUGUUCAUAAAGCAGCAAGUAAUGUGGCACCAAUCAGAAGUGCUCUGAGCCGUAACAUAGUACAUCACUACGCUACGUCUUUCACCAUGAGCGCUACACUUCCUGAGGCCAGAAUGGAUGAUGUGGAGGAAACCGUGUUCGAAGUUCGAGAGCGAAGACGACGACGGCAUAUUCCUUCUGAACCAGAAGUGCCAGAAAUGCAGAGCUCCGACGAAUGCGUCGUUGUUCGAGAAGAAACGCUUCUGAACUCGUCGACUGCACCCACUAACCUAGGUCGAGCGGCGCUCGAUAAAUCCCAUACGUUAGCAGCAAUCCCGAGUAAAGGUAAGGAGACUGAGAGAAAAAGAAAGAUAGAAAUUAGAAGGACUACAGCCGAUAGCAUUGUAAAAACGAAGAAACGGAAAGAAGUGGAAGAGGCCGUAGUUAGAGCAAGAGUGUCGGCUUUGCCUCGUCAACAUCGUCUGAAGGAUAAGUUGCCAAUAGCUCCUAGGCGGCUUCCACUCAAAAACCCAGAACGACCAUUCCCCAACGAUCUGACUGAACAGGGACGAGCACUCAUCCACAUGGAUAAGGGACAAAGGAAGGGAGAAACGUCAGCAACUUCACCGAACAUUUCAUCAAUGCCGCGACAGCAUCGCUUGCACGGCAUCAUACAAGCCUCGGAUAGGCAACCCAGGACCUUUACCCCCAAACUUACAUUUCCCAACAAAUUAAUUGAACAGGAACAUGCAGAGGCAAAUAGGCCAGCUGUAGCAAACGAAGAAAGGGAUAAUCUCUCUUUGAUCGAGAAGCUUUCAAAGGCAAAACCGCCAAUUAAGGAAAAGGGAGAUCAACAAGUGCAGAUAGAUGAAGAGUUGCCACCAGAAGCUAUCAGUCUUGAGGAAACAAAAAUGCAAAAAGAAGAAGGAAGGCCAGCAGCAAAGAGAACAACAUCAAAAGCACAACAACAGCAUAUGGAGGGGGAACAACCCAUUCACAAAGAUCUGCCGAAGAAUGACUCAGAAUCCGCAUAUCCUUAUCAGCCGAUUGAACAAAAACCAAUAGAGUACGGCAGACCUCAGAAGGAGAAUAGAAAAUUAGAAGGGACUUCGACGUCAGCUCUUAAUAAAAUCUCAUCUUCGCAAGAGCAACAUAAUAUGGAUGCUGUUCCACUCGCGAAUCAAGGGCAGGCUCCAACCUUUAAGUCAGAGCUGUCAUCUCCCCGCGAAGGAUCUGAGCAGGAAACAGACGAAGAAAGAAAAUCAGGAAAGGUAUCAGGGAAAAGGAUAGAUGAAACUUCGCUAAUUACCCCAACAGUUUCAUAUUUGCCACAACAACACCUCCUCGAUGGCAUUUCAGAUGGUGAUUAUAAACAGCCUCAAGCCGUCAGUCCAGUUAUGUCAUCUCCAAAUAAGCUGACUGAGCAGGAACCAGAGGAAGAAAAGAAACCAGGAAAGGCAGUAGGCAAAAGGGAAGAUGAAAAGUCACCAGUCACACCAACAGUUCCAUAUAUGCCACAGCAACACCAUCUCGAUGUUGCUUCAGAUGUUGACCAUAGGCGGCCUCAAGCUAUUAGCCCAGUUACAUCAUUUGCCAAUAAGCUAAGUGAGCAGGAACCAGAAGAAGAAAAGGAAGCAGGAAAGGCACUGAGCAAAAGGGGAGAUGAAAAGUCGUUAGUUACACCAGCAAUGUCAUAUAUGCCACAGCAACACCGUCUUGAUGUUGCUUCAGAUGCUGACUAUAGACAGCCUCAAGCCGUUAGCCCAGUGCCGUCAACUCCCAAUAAGCUUAGUGAACAGGAAGAUGACGGAGAAAGUAGACUUCAGAAAAAACGACAAACAGAUGAAGAAAAAUCUGCUGUUACAGCAAAGAUUUCAUCUUUACCGAAGCAGGAUCGUACAGAUGAUGUUCCGCAACCGGAUCACGAAAAUAAACAAGCGCUUAGUCCAGAGCUAACGUUUCCCAAUAAGAUCGUUAAACAGCAAAUAGUAGAGGGAAGCAGUCCUAGAAGCGAGAGAAGUCAAAGAGCAUCAGAAACUCCUGCUGGCAUACCGAAAUCUCCUAAUUCACAACAGCAGAAGCAUAUGGAAGGUGAAGCGCAAAAAGUUCCUAAGCAUCUUGCAGCUGUCGGCUUACUACUGGCUCCUUUCAGCAUGCUAACCAAGCAUGAGACGGCCGAGGCUGCAACAUCAAUUUCACCUUUGUCACAACAACACGAUAUCGAUGCACCUCCACAGAGAGAUCGAAGGCAAGCUUUAGCAGUGAGCCGAGCGCUAUCUUCACCCAAUAGGUUGCUUGAUCAAGAACCCGAGAAAGAAACCAAGCCUCAAAGGGCAUCAGAACCAAGGAAAGAUGGGAAAGCACAGGUAUCAGCAACAAUUCCGCCUUUGCCAAAGCAACACAACAUCGAAGCAGCCCCGCAGAGAGGACAAAGACAAGCUUCAGCAGUGAGCCCACUGCUAUCCUCAUCUAAAAAGUUACUUGAACAAGAAACAGAACAAGAAAGCAAACCAGAACAAGCGUUCGGGCUGAGGAAAGGUCAAACACCGCUAGUUACUCCUACAAUUUCAUCUUUGCCACAGCAACACAACAUCGAAGCAGCUCCGCAAAGAGGAAAAAGGCAAGCUUUAGCACUGAGCCCACAGCUAUCUUCACCUAAUAAGUUACUUGAACAAGAACCAGAACAAGAAAGCAAACCAGAAGAAGCGUUCGGGCCGAGGAAGGGUCAAACACCGCUAGUUACCCCUACAAUUUCAUUUUUGCCACAGCAACACGACAUCGAAACAGUUUCGCAGAGAGGAAAAAGGCAAGCUUUAGCAGUGAGCCCACUGCCAUCUUCUCCCAAUAAGUUACUUGAACAAGAACCAGAAGGAGAAAGCAAACCAGAAGAAGAGUUCGGGUCGAGGAAAGGUGAAACACCGCUAGUUACCCCUACAAUUUCAUCACUGCCACAGCAACACGACAUCGAAGCAGCUCCGCAGAGAGGAAUAAGGCAAGCUUCGGCAGUGAGUCCGGCGCUAUCUUCACCCAACAGGAUGCUUGAACAAGAACCCGAGAAACAA
This is a messenger RNA of Haemonchus placei, 3756 nucleotides long. NCBI's taxonomy places the organism in Eukaryota, Metazoa, Nematoda, Chromadorea, Rhabditida, Trichostrongylidae. The record is from the annotation of a GenBank genome assembly.